Molecule: messenger RNA, 4019 nt
Organism: Gymnodraco acuticeps
Lineage: Eukaryota; Metazoa; Chordata; Actinopteri; Perciformes; Bathydraconidae
Product: forkhead box protein G1-like
Exons: 1
Coding region: 151-1299 (382 amino acids)
Biological process (GO): regulation of transcription by RNA polymerase II
Cellular component (GO): nucleus
Molecular function (GO): DNA-binding transcription factor activity; sequence-specific double-stranded DNA binding
Source: RefSeq, a predicted model, not a curated record
UCUCAUCCUGACCCUGCUUUCUCUCUCCUCUCUGUCUCUUUCGUUUCCAGCCAGGAUAACGGAGGUGGACGAGCUUGGAGUGCUAUUGUUGUUAUUUUUUUAUUAUUAAUAUUAUUUAUUCCUCGUUUUUCGGGAGACCCGUCACCGGGCAUGGAGGAUGUAAAAGACCCGCCGACCGUGCACCGGUCCUCCUCCUUCAGUAUCAAGAGCCUCCUGCUGCCCUCCAAGUGCGACAGGCCGGACCCCGUAGCCGCUGCAGUGGUGGGAAUCCCCGGGACCUUCUCUCGCUCUCCGGGCUCCGAAUCUGACAAGUCUCUGGAGGAGGUGGACUCUAAGUCUCUGGACCCCCUGGAGGUGGCUUUGGACCCCGAGAAGCCGGACAAGCAGGAGGACCAGGAGGAGGAAGGUGGAGGAGGCGCCAAGACCACACCGAACACUAACGGUAAUAGUACCGUGAAAAACGGGAAAUAUGACAAGCCUCCGUUCAGCUAUAACGCCCUGAUCAUGAUGGCCAUCCGGCAGAGCCCCGAGAAGCGGCUCACGCUGAACGGCAUCUACGAGUUCAUCAUGAAGAACUUCCCGUACUACCGGGAGCACAAGCAGGGCUGGCAGAACUCCAUCCGUCACAACCUGAGUCUCAAUAAGUGCUUCGUGAAGGUGCCCAGGCACUACGACGACCCGGGGAAGGGGAACUACUGGAUGUUGGACCCGAGCAGCGAUGACGUUUUCAUUGGAGGGACAACCGGGAAGCUCCGUCGGCGCUCCGCCACCUCCCGGGGGAAACUGGCCAUGAAACGCGGGCUGCGCUUCGCUCCUCUCGGCUUGGGGAUUAACGAGCGGGCAAACAACCCGCUGUACUGGCAGAUCUCUCCGUUUCUCUCCCUGCACCAUCACCACCACCACCACCCGCACUACAACGGAUCCUCACCCGGGUUUUUGAACCAGGCGGGCGGGUACGGGUCGCUGCUGCCCGCCGUGGAGCAGCUGGGUAACGGGGACCUGGGGCGCUCUAUCCUGGGGAACAGUUACGGGAUGAGCACUUCUCCGGUGGGGCUGCUCUCCGGACAGACUGCCGGGUACUUUGUCUCAGGGACCGGACACUCAGGGCAGCCCGGAGGAGGACCGCCGCCCCCGCCGCACCUCCAGCAGGGGUACGGCGGCCUGACGAGCAGUAGCUCCCCGCAGCACCUGCUCUCGGACUCCCUGAGAAACAGCUCCUUCUCCCCGGGCGUUUCCGCGGGGUUCCCCGGGGUGCUGUCCCAUCAAAAGAGGGUGACCCCUAACGCUUUCCUAAACUGACCCCCCCCCCCCCCCCCCCCCACCCCCAACCCUGGGACGAGGACGCACAAAAUAUGUUAAGGGCAUAAUAAUAAGUGGUAAAUAUCAAACAAUGAUCGCAAAAAAUAUAUAUGAAGUGUUUUUUUGGCCAUAUUUUGCCCCGAAGAGCAUCGGGUUUAUUUUGAUGAUUAUAUUUUCUUGUUUGAAAAAAGGGACAAACUUUUGUUACCCGCGGGUUGUACAACUGUAAACUAGACUUGCCAAAGGUAACGCUUUAAGAAUAAUUCAAGCUAUUUAUAUCUUGUACAAAGAUUUUCAGUACUUUCUUUGAGUCUUUUAUUUAUGUUUUGUAUUUAUUGUACAAUGUAUUUAAAUUCUAUUCGUCAGUGUAUACUUAUCAGUAUUAAGGAUUAUGGGAUGGGGAGGGGGGUGAAAUAAGACAUACAGGGUUAAUAAUAAUUAUUUAUGAAUUUUGAGACAAUCAAGGAGAAAAACAGACAAUCAAAACGUUUUUCUUUUCUCUUUUUAUGAGAGGAAAAACGUUUGAAUAGGUAAAUAAUGAGUAAAUAAAGCCUUAAAUCAGCAGAAACAAUCAGGGGUUUCGAGAGGAAAAAAUAAGCCUACAAUCAUAUCUCUACUCAGGUUAACCCCGGACAGGCCUAACAAUAAUAAUAAUCACAAUAAAAACAAUAACACUGCUCUCUGUGAAGAGUUUCCUUCCAAAAUAAUGAUAUCCAGAAUAAUAUUCCCAACAUGGCAGAGCCGUAGUAAAGCUAUAAAUAUCCUGACUGCUGCCUUCAGUGCUAAAAAUGGCAUUUUGACUUCCCCUUUAAAUAAAUGGAUAUACAUGUUUUUGGAAUAGAACUCUUCAUGUACAAUAUUAUGCAAAACAAUGCAGCUGUAACACACGUUUAUAUAUGUAUAUGUUAUUAUAAAAGCCCAGAUUGUCCUAAUAACUUCAGUUCAUGGUUUAUGUGUGUGUGUGUGUUAAUGUGUGUGUGCAGGCCUGAAUGAGCGUAAAAGCUCCUGCGCAUGUGCGCUAAAGCCCGCCGCACAAACACAAUCUUAUUUUUGUUCUUAAAACCAUACAUUUGAGCAGCUUCUGCCGGUGUAACGCCCCGCUAACCUGCUAGUGUUUCCGGGUAAACUUUUUCAAAGUGACCGGUGGAGGAUGGAGGCCUCUGGAAGUGUUUUUAUUCUGCAGUUUUUUGGGGAAGCGGCUGCAAAAAAAAACCUGAGGCCCUGAACCACACACACAUCCAUACAAAUGCUGUCCGGUGAAAAACUCGUAUCUCCAAAACUUUGUAUAAUAAUAAUCAAUGAUAAUCAAUUUUAUCAAGCAUGAAAAAUCAUUCUUGGCUUUGAAAAUAGACAACUAAUCUCAACUUCAUUCAUUUAUUUAAAUUUACUCUUUUUUUAGCAAUUCAUUUUGUUAUUGCACCAAGCUGAAAAACGAGUCUCAAAAAAUGCACAACAACAACAAAUGGAGAUACGAGGUUGUUAACUGCAGUGAUAAAUAUGCAAGGAUGUGGAUUAAAAUCUGCACAGUAAUACCGAUAUCAAUGUUUCAUGUGACCGUGUUAACGACACCGAGGUUUCAGAGGAAAGACAACUGGUUUUGUAAACUCAAAACGGGAAAAAUAGUUUUCACAUUUAAUUUCCAAUAAUGCAUUAUUUUGACCUAUUCCUGUACAUCUUUUCAUUAUUUAGCAGGUUUCAUAAACAGUCUGCUUUUUAGCCCAGAAUGUCCAGGUUUUACUACACAUGUGUAUUAAAGAGAACCUAGAUGUUUUUCCAACACAGCCAUGUUUAUUUGGAAAUUCUGGUUUUAAGAAUCAUAUUUUUAUUUGGGUUUACUGAAAGAUAUUUUUAUCCUUAAUAAAUAAUACCCUUUAAAAGUUAGUCAGUAUUUAAUUCCACAUAACACACACUGGCCAUUUUACAGUUACAUCUGUAUACUGGCUGAUAAAACAAUAUGAACAAGUACAUUAAUGGUGACGUUAGGUUUUCUUUAUCAACAUUACAAAAUAAUAUGGUCUAAAUUUGUGAACCUAUUCCGGUUUUCUUUUCUGACAGUUUACAAUGGACAUUUCAAAACAAAAUGCAAAAACCUUGUGAUUGCAUUAGAUGAAAGCCUAAAUGUAAAUUCAGUUAUUUUUAAAGUAAGCACACCGAAUGAUCUGCGUUUGACUAUCAAAGUAUUGAUUAUUGUAUUUCUAUGGAUCAGUCUGUUCUCAGAUCUCAGGUCAGUGCUCUGUGAGCUCUGAAACCCAACAAAUAUGAGGAAACAAAAGACAACCAAGCAGCAGAAAUGUGGAUGAUAUUUCACAAAACAGCCAUUCAUAAACGCUAUGUGUCAAAUUAAAGCCAACAAUGUCAAUAAUAGAAAAGAAAGAUUUAAAAAAUAAGUGAAUUAGGGAAGUAAAGAGAUGUUUUUCCAAUUAAACCCUGGUUUAAGUCAGGCUCUGGCAUUAAUAAUAAACUGCACUGUUGAAUAUUUCAUUAUUUCAUUACCAUCUGUUUUAGGCCUUUUACUGCAAGACUCUAUCUGACAGGUUGGGUUGAAUUGAAAUUGAUUUAAAUGUGGGUAUCUUGAAUAAUUGAAAUGUCAAACAGCUGAGCAUGCAGUCAACAAACCGGAAGCUUCUUCCUCCCAAAAACAUUUUUCUGAAUUUUUUUAUUUUGUAUUUCUUUUACGGUGCAAGGCUAAAUAACUUAUAUAACCUCUGAACAAAAGACAC